AUAUGAUAGUUCCCCAUACCUUUGCUUUUUUUUUGUUCUCUCUUUUAUUGUAUUACAGUACUUUAUCAAUUACCAAAACACAAAGAAAUAACACGUCCUCCCCGAAUUUCUCAUCCAACCCAGCAAUUAAGCUUUGGCCACUUACUUGACAAUUUUUUUUUAUUGUGUGUUCGCUCUAUUGUGGUUAACAGCUCCCUCUGCUCUGACUACAGCUACCUUCAUUACACUUUGUUCGAUCCCUUGGCAACCACAGUGACCACUUUCGUAAUGUCUUUGCGACCGUUUACCAGAAGCGGUUGGGCAAGUAUGCGAUCGCUUGUCAGAUCAAUAAACACCGCUGCAUUCCCCAGCACACAUGUUCCUGUAAUGCUUCCCCAAGUACUCGAGUUCUUAAAGCCAAAGUCAGGAGCCGUGUACUGUGAUGCAACUUAUGGAGAUGGAGGCUAUACAAGAGCAAUCCUUGAUUCAUGCGAUUGCACUGUUGUAGCUAUAGAUCAGGAUCCCGUCGCCUAUGACCGUGCAAAAGAGGUGGCUGCCCUGGAACAGUAUCGUGGUAGGCUGAUACCUAUCCUUGGAAGAUUUGGUGAAAUUGAUAAUUUGGUGAAAGAACAGCUCAAUUGGAGCUCACCGUGUUUCGAUGGCAUGGUAUUCGAUAUUGGCGUAUCUAGUGGACAGAUCGAUACGCCAGAGAGAGGGUUCUCAUACAAAUCAGAUGGACCCCUUGACAUGCGCAUGUUUGCGCGAGGUUCGGACGAUCAAGAGCCCUACGUCCCAAAAUCCAUUACAGCAUAUGAAGUAGUAAACUUCUACUCGAGACAACAGUUAGCGGACAUCAUCUAUCAAUAUGGUGGUGACCGACUAUCUCGUAAAAUUGCAGACGCUAUUGUCAAUGCGCGUGUGAACGAACCCAUAAAAUCAACUCUUGCUCUCGCCCAAAUUGUACAAGCUGCGUGCCCGCAACCUCGCUGGUCCCGAGGCGGUGAUGAUAUGGUUCGCAAUUCAGCGGCUAGAACAUUUCAGGCAAUUCGCAUACACAUCAAUGAUGAGUUGGAACAACUACGUAGUGCUUUAGCGUCUACCGAAGACCUCUUGCAGGUUGAUGGGCGUUUAGUUGUAGUGACAUUUCACUCGUUGGAGGAUAGGAUGGUCAAAAACUUUCUCCAUCGGUGUAGUGGGAAACGUGCUUUAGAAGCUACUGACCGCCCGGUCAAUCAAUUUGAUUUAAAGCGUGCAGCACAUCGACAGAACUCACGGCGGCGGAAACAUUAUGCUGACGAUGAGUCUGACCAACAGCGCUUUGUUUAUUCUAAUACGAACAGCGGCGUGCACACGGAAAGCCCUUCCUUUGAACUGCUAAACAAACAUGUCGUGCAAGCUCCUCUUGAAGAGGUGGAAGCAAACUCUAGAAGUCGAUCAGCGAAACUUCGCGCAGCUCGACGAACCUUAGCAGGACCUGUUCAGCCAUUUGAACAAUGAAGACUUAUUUUUCAAAUUAAUGUGACCAAGCUUGAAACUCGGCUGUAUUUAAACAUGAGCAUGUAUCAAAAUGUACAGUGAAAACCGUGGAACUAGAAUGAAAAAUGAGUGAUGAAAAAACAAAAAAAAAAAAGAAACUAAGUAGUUCACCAAAAGUGAUCUAAAUAACAUUUUUUCUCCUCCUUUUUCUUCCUCUAUGCGCUAGGGUAAUGGUUAAG
Messenger RNA from Umbelopsis ramanniana AG, 1694 nucleotides. RefSeq lists its product as uncharacterized. The record is from RefSeq and is a predicted model, not a curated record. Gene Ontology annotation, molecular function: rRNA (cytosine-N4-)-methyltransferase activity. The transcript has 7 exons. Lineage: Eukaryota; Fungi; Mucoromycota; Umbelopsidomycetes; Umbelopsidales; Umbelopsidaceae. Gene Ontology annotation, biological process: rRNA base methylation. The coding region runs from base 268 to 1476 and encodes 402 amino acids.